AUGGGCAGGGCGAAGAAGACGAGGAAGUUCGCCGAGGUCAAGCGCCUGCUGAACCCCAAGGACCUUCCCUCCAACAAGGCGGCGCAAAAAAAGAAGCAGGAGAAGCAGGGCAAGGACGACGUGCGGCACGUGGAGAAGUACUCGAGCGCGCUCUUCCUCAAGUACAACACCGCGCUGGGUCCGCCGUACCAGGUCCUUGUGGACACGAACUUCAUCAACUUUUCCAUCCGCAACAAAAUCGACCUCGUGCAGGGCAUGAUGGAGUGCCUCUACGCCAAGUGCAUCCCCUGCAUCACCGACUGCGUCAUGGCCGAGCUGGAAAAACUCGGCGUCAAGUACAGGGUGGCGCUGAAGAUCGCGAAGGACCCGCGCUUCGAGCGCAUCCCAUGCACGCACAAGGGAACGUACGCGGACGACUGCCUGGUGGACCGCGUGCGGCAGCACAAGUGCUACAUCGUGGCCACGUGCGACAAGGACCUCAGGCGGCGGAUCCGAAAGGUCCCGGGUGUGCCGGUGAUGUACAUCAAGAGCCACAAGUACUCGAUCGAACGCCUCCCGGAGGCAACCAUCGGCGGGGCGCCGCGGACGUAG
Molecule: messenger RNA, 591 nt
Organism: Pedinophyceae sp. YPF-701
Lineage: Eukaryota; Viridiplantae; Chlorophyta; Pedinophyceae
Source: the annotation of a GenBank genome assembly